GCCCGCUCUUCCCGCCGCCGCGUCUGCCUUCCCCGGCGCCUCGGGGAGCGGCGGGAGGGCAGCAGCGACCGAGCGAGCCCGCCGGCGCAGGGGCGGAGCGCCAGCCCUGACAGCGGGGGCGGGGGGAGAGCGCGCGCGUCACGAAGGAGCGAGCGAGAGCCGGGGAGCCGGGGACCGGGCGGCCAUGGCCUACGCGUAUCUCUUCAAGUAUAUCAUCAUCGGGGACACAGGUGUUGGGAAAUCAUGUUUAUUGUUACAGUUUACAGACAAGCGGUUUCAACCAGUUCACGAUCUCACUAUUGGUGUAGAAUUUGGGGCUCGAAUGAUAACUAUUGAUGGAAAACAGAUAAAGCUUCAGAUAUGGGAUACGGCAGGGCAGGAGUCCUUCCGUUCCAUUACAAGAUCAUACUACAGAGGGGCAGCAGGGGCUUUACUAGUGUAUGACAUUACAAGGAGGGACACUUUCAACCACUUGACAACUUGGUUAGAAGAUGCUCGUCAGCAUUCCAACUCCAACAUGGUUAUAAUGCUUAUUGGAAAUAAAAGUGAUUUAGAAUCUAGACGAGAAGUCAAGAAAGAGGAAGGUGAAGCAUUUGCACGAGAGCAUGGACUCAUCUUUAUGGAGACAUCUGCCAAAACUGCUUCCAAUGUAGAGGAGGCAUUUAUUAACACUGCAAAGGAGAUCUACGAGAAAAUCCAGGAAGGAGUUUUUGACAUUAAUAAUGAGGCAAAUGGCAUAAAAAUUGGCCCUCAACAUGCUGCUACUAAUGCGACACUUGCAGGCAAUCAGGGAGGACAACAAGCUGGAGGAGGCUGCUGUUGAGCCUGUUUUUACUUUCUAGCUGCCUGGAUGGGGCCUACUAACUUGUUUGUUCACCCUUCCCUUCCCCCCCCGCCCCGCUCGCCUCCACUUCAAUUCAACUGAGACAUGAAACUUGUAAGUUGGUUUCCUGUUGCAGAAGACUUUAUCCUUCAAAUUCUUGUAUAACUUUGAAUAAAUGGUUAAUGUUCACUUAAA
Molecule: messenger RNA, 1018 nt
Organism: Gymnogyps californianus (California condor)
Lineage: Eukaryota; Metazoa; Chordata; Aves; Accipitriformes; Cathartidae
Gene: RAB2A
Product: RAB2A, member RAS oncogene family
Exons: 9
Coding region: 185-823 (212 amino acids)
Cellular component (GO): Golgi apparatus
Molecular function (GO): GTPase activity; GTP binding
Source: RefSeq, a predicted model, not a curated record